CCCCGGGGCUGACCGGCCUCGCCGCCCCUCGCGCGCCGCCCCCGACUCGCUCUCGUCCCGCUGCCCGGCGGGGUGGCGGCGGCCACUGGCGCCUGCCUCUAUGAUGAAGUUCAAGCCCAACCAGACGCGGACCUACGACCGCGAGGGAUUCAAGAAGCGGGCGGCGUGCCUGUGCUUCCGCAGCGAGCAGGAGGACGAGGUGCUGCUGGUGAGUAGCAGUCGCUACCCAGACCAGUGGAUUGUCCCCGGAGGAGGAAUGGAGCCUGAGGAGGAGCCGGGCGGUGCGGCUGAGAGGGAAGUUUAUGAGGAGGCAGGAGUCAGAGGAAAAUUGGGCAGGCUCCUGGGAAUAUUUGAGCAGAACCAAGACCGAAAGCACAGGACAUAUGUUUAUGUUCUUACAGUCACUGAAAUAUUAGAAGAUUGGGAAGAUUCUGUGAAUAUAGGAAGGAAGAGAGAGUGGUUCAAAGUAGAAGAUGCAAUCAAAGUGCUCCAGUGCCAUAAGCCCGUACAUGCAGAGUACCUGGAAAAAUUAAAGCUGGGUUGUUCCCCAACCAAUGGAAAUUCCACGGUCCCCUCCCUUCCUGAUAACAACGCCUUGUUUGUGACCGCCGCACAGAGCCCGGGGCUGCCUUCCAGUGUGAGAUAAGCCGAACUGGGGGACCUCCCCACUGCACCCCAGCUCCCUCUCAGAGAGGCUUCCGCAAUGCCCUUGGCAAACAUCUGAAUGAUGCUCGCAGACUGUCUGAAUUUGUCAUGCAGGGAUUUCAAACAAUUUGCAUGUUUUUCAGAUGCUUUCAGAUCUUCUUUUAAAAAAUAGUGUAAAAUAUUUUAAUAAGCCAAAGCCAUGUGGAAUUUUUUUUAGAUGCCUUAACAUGCCCCUUUCCCAGUGUUAUCUUGGUUGUCGUUUUUUUCCACAGCAUUUUCAGUUUUUCUUGUCCAUAUAAGCAGUGUUGCUUAUUUUGUCAGAUCAAAUUACAUAAUGGGUAUAUUCCUCUUAAAUUGUUUCUCAUUUGUAGCACUAACUUACUCACCAAAUUUAUGGUUGGAAUUAAAAAAUAUUUUUGGUAUUAAAAUCCAUCCAUCCCAGAACUUACUUCAUGGGAUCAUGAUUUUAAUUCAUAAAUUGCACAUUCAGGCUAUUUCAUUAUGGUCCUCUGUUUUGACAAAGAACUCAAUAGUAGUUUAAAAAUGCAAUAUAACUAUAUUGAGUUAAUUUUUAGAGAAAUAUUGUUAGCAAAAUGCAUGUAGUACAUUGUCAUGAAACUUGUAUUUCAUGGAAUUUAUUUAGCAUGCUCAGUUGCCAAUUCUUUCAUCUAUAAUCUCUCCUUACGUAGAGUAUGUUAGAACCAUAUUUCCCUCAGUGUAAAUUGCUCUUAAAACUUAGUUUCAGUUUAAUUUAGUGACAUUUCUUCAGUUAAACUUGUUUACCAAAAGCCACAGGAUGGGCAUCAAACCUUCAGUGCCAGUCAGUGAUGGCUGCAUCCCAGUGGAGGCCCAUGGCCUUCUUUCUGGCCAUUCAGCUGUUGCAGGCUUAGGGCAUUAGGGAACCUUUGAAUGUCUCAUCUUUCCUCGGCUGUCAGUACUCUGUCACCUAGCCUUUGGGGCACUGGAAAGUAAUUGAGAAUGAUCUUGUCUUGCAUUUGUCUUCAUACUCAGAAUCAGGCAUCCUAAUCUAAAGUGUACAUGCUUACCCUGCCUGAAACUCCCACACUUCCCAACUGAGGUCAAGAGAUGAGGGAGGAGGAAAAAACCUUUAAGAUGUGGAGUUGGGAGAAUGAAAAUUUUUUUAUGUAGACAUUCGUCUUUUGUAAAUAUUACAGCUGGUGAGUACAAAGUAGAAGUUAAAACAUUUGCUCUAUAAAUUGUAACCUUUAGAGAUAUAAUUGCUGCUAAAAAUAGUCCUUACACUUAAGGAAAAUUGGUGCCAUUUUGAAAAUGAGAUCUUGUGUCAUAAAUGCAGCUGAAUUAAAUACAUAUGCUAGUUCACAAAUUAAUGCUGUCAAAGGAGUUAAGUAGAGACACUUUCAACCAGUACUGUUCCAUUCUAAAUUAUGCAGUGUGAUCAGACAUGGGCAUCCAGAAUUUUUAUAUUCUUCUUUGUACAGAGGUUAUGUAUUCUGGGUGUUUUUUAAAAAAAAGGAAAAUUUUAAAUCCCACAAAUCAACAUUUUCUACCAGUCACCAAUGGACUAAGAUUUUCUCAGUAAUCUCUGAAAUUUCUUUAAAUUAUAUACUUAAAAGAGAAACUGGAUUGUUUUUGUAUAUAAGGCUGCUUCCACUUGAAAUGGCUGUCACAAGAACUUAGGGGGAUUUCUCUUGUACAUGAUAUAUUCUUAGAGGUAACAAUGCAUGAACUUAUUUUAUAAACUUGGACUACGUAUUUGACAUGUAAAAAUGUACAGUUUGUCAGCCAUCUCUUAAGUUAGACUAUAAAUAUUGUACAAUUUUCUUUGGUCAGAAACAUUUGAACUAAGUAGUGCUACUUGGGUCAGGAUUUCCUUCAGUGCCAUUUAUUUAGCAAACCCAACUGUUGUUAGGCUGUGCAAUUAGCAAAAAUAUGUAUGCUCCAACAGCAUAGUUUUCACAUGAGGGUUCUUCUGGAACCUAGUCUUGCAAAGUUAGAGGGGAAAGUCCUAAGGAAGUUAAGAGAAAAAGCCAACACUUUCAGGCCUAAAUAGUUGAAUCUAUUAAAGAUAAAUAAUGUCUACUAUCUCAAGUCUGAAGUUUACUGUGUUGAUACUGUCCUUUGCGCUUAUUUGUGGGGCAGCUGAGUAAAAUUGGGCGGCUAAAUUUCAGUUCCAUGUGCCCCUAUAUAAACAAAGUAAGCAGUUACUAUAAAUUGAUUCACAGACAAAGUAGGAACUGCCCUGCAUGUUUUUGUAAAGAGAGGUCAUUUUCCAACCAAGCACAGGACAUCCAGUUUUCUGUCAGUCAUACCAUAGUAUAAUAAAGCAGAAAAACUUAUGGGGAGAAAUGGUGGUUGUAUAGAAUGAGUUGCUUUGCAUGGUCUCAUGUGAGAUAACUGGUGUAAGAAUCUUGACUUUUUUUAUAUUUGGAAACAAAUAAAAAUGGAAACACAA
Molecule: messenger RNA, 3079 nt
Organism: Heterocephalus glaber (naked mole-rat)
Lineage: Eukaryota; Metazoa; Chordata; Mammalia; Rodentia; Bathyergidae
Gene: Nudt4
Product: nudix hydrolase 4
Biological process (GO): adenosine 5'-(hexahydrogen pentaphosphate) catabolic process; diphosphoinositol polyphosphate metabolic process; diadenosine pentaphosphate catabolic process
Cellular component (GO): nucleus; cytoplasm
Molecular function (GO): diphosphoinositol-polyphosphate diphosphatase activity; endopolyphosphatase activity; bis(5'-adenosyl)-hexaphosphatase activity
Source: RefSeq, a predicted model, not a curated record